GGAGCCCAAGGCCAGAGGUAGCGGAGAACGGAGGUAGGAGGAAUGGAGGGGGAGCAGGAAACGAGACGGUCCAAAUUCAAAAGGAUAUGUGUUUUCUGUGGCAGUAGCCAGGGUAAGAAGAGAAGCUACCAGGAUGCUGCAGUGGAGCUCGGCAAGGAAUUGGUGUCGAGGAACAUUGAUCUGGUUUAUGGUGGGGGUAGUGUUGGUUUGAUGGGCUUGGUUUCCCAAGCCGUUCAUGAUGGCGGGAGGCAUGUCAUUGGGGUCAUACCAAAGACUCUCAUGCCCCGAGAGAUAACGGGAGAAACUGUAGGAGAAGUGAAGGCAGUUGCAGAUAUGCACCAGAGGAAGGCGGAGAUGGCUAGACACUCUGAUGCCUUUAUGGCCUUGCCUGGAGGAUAUGGAACUCUUGAAGAGCUGCUUGAAGUGAUAACAUGGGCUCAAUUAGGCAUUCAUGAUAAGCCGGUGGGACUGCUGAAUGUGGAUGGAUACUACAACUCCUUGCUAUCUUUCAUUGACAAAGCAGUAGAGGAAGGUUUCAUUAGCCCAAAUGCCCGUCAUAUCAUUGUAUCUGCUCCAACAGCAAAGGAAUUGGUGAAGAAGUUAGAGGAGUACUUCCCUCGCCACGAAGGAGUUGCUUCCAAGCUAAACUGGGAGAUGGAACGGCUAGGCUAUUCCUCAAAACAUGAGAUUUCUAGGUAGGAAGGACAAGUAUUCCGGGGCUAAGAGGCAAAAGAAAUUGAACCACAUAUUGGCAAGUGAGAGCUUCGCAUUGGAAAGGCAAGAAACUGUCUACUGCGAGAAAAUGCUUCGAGAUUCUCUCUCUUUUCUUUCAGUAAAAUAGAUAAAGCUUGACUUGCUCGUCUUU
This is a messenger RNA of Phoenix dactylifera (date palm), 865 nucleotides long. RefSeq names its product cytokinin riboside 5'-monophosphate phosphoribohydrolase LOG3. The record is from RefSeq and is a predicted model, not a curated record. Gene Ontology annotation, molecular function: hydrolase activity, hydrolyzing N-glycosyl compounds. Gene Ontology annotation, biological process: cytokinin biosynthetic process. Lineage: Eukaryota; Viridiplantae; Streptophyta; Magnoliopsida; Arecales; Arecaceae. Gene Ontology annotation, cellular component: cytosol; nucleus.